AUGGAUUCAUCAUUUGAAAUGUUCAAUCGAAAUUCAUAUUUUCCAAUUUAUUCUUAUCCAUUAUCAGAAGUUUCAUCAUUUCGAUCAAAUAAUAAUUCUUAUCCAAUUACAACCAAUGAUUAUUCUGAUAAUAUCUAUACAAAUCCUUCAAUUACUCCUGUUGCUGAUCAAUCGAAUAUGAAUAAUUUAACAUCUUUAAUAAUAUCUCGUAGCGAUCAUUGUCUUGUAUGUAGUGAUCGUGCAUCUGGUAUUCAUUUUGGUGUAUCAACAUGUGAAGCAUGUAAAGCAUUUUUUCGUCGAACAAGUCUUUCAAUUUAUUCAAUCCCAUCACCAUGUUCACCAAAUCGAUGUGAAAUCAAUAUAAAAAAUCGUAAUAAUUGUCCAAGUUGUCGUUUUGAUAAAUGUAAACGUCUUGGUAUGGAUCGUGAUAAUGUUAUUUAUGGUAAACCAUCGAAACAAAAUAUUUAUCAUCAAGAACAUUUUCUUGAACAAUUAACAAAUCUUUCCAAUGAAUUAAUAAAACUUUUUCAAAAUAUUCAUUCAUCAUUAGUUUUAUUUGAUAAUAAACAACAAAUCAAUCGAUUUGGACAUAUUCUUCUCCAAUUAUUUUAUCAACAAACAUCUUUAAUACAUAUUAAUUCAUCAGAUAUUAUUGAAAAAAUAUUUAUUUUAAUUUAUAAAAAUAAUCAUCAAGUUGAUUAUUGUUUUAUUGAAAAUAUUAAUUUACGUACAAUACUUUCAUGUUGGUUGUUUGUUUAUUAUUAUGAAACAUUUUUAUUUAAACAACAAAUUUCACAAGAUAAAUUAACGAUAUUAAUUAAAUUACUUGAUAUGGAAUUAAAUAAAACUAAUACAUAUGAACUACAAGAUCAAACGAAACAGAAAGCUUUUCGAAUUGAUUUUAUGAAUACAUUUACGAAAUUUUCUACUCUUCUUCAAGAGAUUUAUUUAGAAAAUUAA
This is a messenger RNA of Adineta steineri, 960 nucleotides long. The record is from the annotation of a GenBank genome assembly. NCBI's taxonomy places the organism in Eukaryota, Metazoa, Rotifera, Eurotatoria, Adinetida, Adinetidae.